GAGAGAAUGUUAAUUGAACCGAAACGCGACGUUUAUGUCUUUCCUAGCUCUGCCGCGAGAGGUUCGUUCCGUUUUAGGUUUUGUCGUUCUAUAUCUCAUGGAAUCGUUUGCCACGCUUCGCCGAGAUGCCGAAAAAGGGUGAAACGCGGAAUGAGACGCUGAAAGGCGGACUCAAUCGUUAUUCCAAAUCUCGCAUGUUCGCCAAACGUGCCCUGUACAAAAAGAAAAGGGUUGUUACCAAGAUCGAGAAGAAACGAGAGUUUGUUACAGUUGUCAAACCAAUCGGUGGAGAGAAAAAUGGUGGCACUCGUAAAGUCAGAGUGAAAAAAUUGCCCAGAUAUUACCCCACUGAAGACAGACCCCGCAAGCUGAAGUCUCAUGGUAAAAAACCAUUCAGUGAGCACAAAAGAAGAUUGAGAGAGUCGAUCACACCAGGAACUGUGUUGAUUCCAGUAUCUGGCAAGCAUAAGGGGAAACAUGUCAUCUUUCUCAAACAGCUCGAUUCUGGAAUGCUUCUUUGCACUGGUCCUCACAAGAUUAAUGGUUUUCCAUUGAGACGACUUCAUCAAAAGUUUGUCAUUGCAACUAAAACGACAGUUGAUGUUUCUGGUGUGAAAUUGCCAGAAAGAGUGAAUGACAAAUAUUUCAAACGACUUGCCAAGAAGAAGCAAAAGCAAGGCGAUGGCGAGAUCUUUGACACAACUGAAGAGACAUAUAAAGUGUCUGAUGAACGCAAGGAAGACCAAAAGGCUGUUGAUUCUCAGAUUCUUCCAAUUCUGAAAAGAACGGAAUAUCUUUCUGGUUAUUUGGCAAGCAAAUUUUCUUUGCAAACUGGCCAAUAUCCACACAAAAUGGUCUUCUGAACUAUAUCAGCGAAAAAUAAAAAUUGAAAAUGACACCA
This is a messenger RNA of Styela clava, 901 nucleotides long. Its product is annotated as large ribosomal subunit protein eL6-like. Gene Ontology annotation, molecular function: structural constituent of ribosome; RNA binding. NCBI's taxonomy places the organism in Eukaryota, Metazoa, Chordata, Ascidiacea, Stolidobranchia, Styelidae. Gene Ontology annotation, cellular component: ribosome; cytosolic large ribosomal subunit. Gene Ontology annotation, biological process: cytoplasmic translation; ribosomal large subunit assembly. The record is from RefSeq and is a predicted model, not a curated record.